CAAAAUGAGUAGAGAAUAUAUUUUAUUGUCAAUAUAAUCUUUGGUCGCUACCAAUCGGUACACGAAUGAUUUACAAGUGCACAGACGUGGAGUUUUCCUAGUCAGAUCAUACGAAUUUUUAUCAGUACUAAUUUGUCUUUGUUGGAAGUCGCCUUCUGCGCCAGUGUGUGUAAAGGCUGCACUUUCGACGGAUCCCAUCGUCUACAAUUAUUCAAUUUUGUCUAAUUCAUCGCAUACUAUAACGUUGAAUCAUGAAGGUCGUGUUGUCAGUAAUCGCGGGUCUGCUCGCCGUGUGUGGUGUUUUAGCUGAAGAUGCCUGCUACCAAGAUGUGUCGUUACAAUGCAACCAAGCCUCUACCGUUUUAGGUAUUAGGUCGGGCCUGUCACAUUGUAACUCGGUGUAUGGCGAAUACGGUCGUCAUGGCAACGUCGCCACUGAGAUGCAAGCGUACGCUAACCUGCAUUUGGAGCGUUCGUACGAAUAUCUGCUGUCGGCUGCUUACUUUAACAACUACCAGACCAACCGCGAAGGAUUCAGCAAGCUGUUCAAGAAGCUGUCGGAUGAGGCUUGGGGGAAGACCAUCGAGCUGAUCCAACAUAUCACCAAGAGAGGUGGUGAGAUGAACUUCGCCCAACGCAGCACUCACCAGCCCGCAGAACGUAAGAACUACACCGUGGAGCUGCACGAGCUCGAGUCCCUCGCCAAAGCUCUGGACACCCAGAAGGAGAUCGCUGAGAGAGCGUUCUACAUCCACCGCGAAGCCACUAGGAACAGCCAACAUCUUCAUGAUCCUGAGGUCGCCCAAUAUCUCGAAGAGGAGUUCAUCGAGGAUCAUUCAAAGACAAUCCGCAACUUGGCCGGUCAUAUCACAGACCUCAAGAGCUUCAUCACCGCCAACAACGGACAGGACAAGUCUCUUGCCUUCUACCUCUUCGACGAGUACUUACAGAAGACCAUUUAAAUAUACAAAUUAUAUGGGCGUACCUUGUUUUACAGAUAGUUCUAUCUCUAACGUCAUAUAUGUACUGUUUUUUAUAUGAACCUGUUUCCCAUUUGUUUAUAUCCCCCUCCGAUCGAUCCCCCGUCAAAUUCAAAUGGGGAUCGAAAUUACAACAGCCUGAGUCGAAGUUAGAACCCUUGCGGUGCCCUCAGAGUAAACUCGUA
This is a messenger RNA of Achroia grisella, 1165 nucleotides long. RefSeq names its product ferritin, lower subunit (gene Fer2LCH). Gene Ontology annotation, cellular component: cytoplasm. NCBI's taxonomy places the organism in Eukaryota, Metazoa, Arthropoda, Insecta, Lepidoptera, Pyralidae. The transcript is spliced from 6 exons. Gene Ontology annotation, biological process: intracellular iron ion homeostasis; iron ion transport. Gene Ontology annotation, molecular function: ferric iron binding; ferrous iron binding. Bases 252 to 962 code for a protein of 236 amino acids. The record is from RefSeq and is a predicted model, not a curated record.